CGCGUGGUGGGCGGCGGCGCUGCUGAGUUCCUCGCGCUGAGGCUGGCGCUAUGAAGCGGAGCGCGCGCCCCGCAGGGGACGGGCAGAAGGCUGAGACCAAAGAGGAAUUUGUUAAAGUCAGGAAGAGAGAUUUGGAGAGACUGACAACUGAAGUGAUGCAGUUACGAGACUUCCUGCCUCGAAUACUGAAUGGAGAUGUCUUGGAGAGCUUCCGGAAAUUGGAUGUUAUUGAAACAAACAUGGAGAAAAGAGAACAAGAACUAGAGCAGGUGAGAAUGGAUUGUGAACACUUCAAAGCCCGUCUGGAAACAGCCCAAUCAGAUUGCAUGAGGGAGAAAAAGGAGAAAUUAGCCCUUCGACAGCAGCUGAAUGAGGCAAGACAGCAACUACUGCAACAGGCAGAAUAUUGUACAGAAAUGGGAGCUGCAGUCUGUACUUUGUUAUGGGGUGUCUCUAGCAAUGAGGAAGCAGUUAAAAACAUUCUAGGAGGGAGCAAAGCAGUAAAGUUUUUCACAAUUACGGGACAAACUAUGGAGAGCUUUGUGAGGUCAUUAGGUGAAGAUACCAAACACCAAGAUCUGGAUUCUGAUGAAAAUCAGUUUGUAUUAGCUUUGGCAGGCAUUGUGACAAAUGUUGCUGCAUUGGCGUGUGGCCGUGAAUUCCUGGUUAAUUCAAGUCAGGUGGUGUUGGACACAAUGAUGCAGCUUCUGGGAGACAUGAAGCCAGGACUCUGUACCAAACUGAAAGUGCUAAUUCUGAUGUCACUGUACAAUGUGAGCAUCAACGUGAAAGGCUUGAAGUACAUUAGUGAAAGUCCAGGUUUUAUUCCAUUACUUUGGUGGCUAUUGAACGACCCAGAUACAGAAGUGUGUCUGCAUGUUCUACGGCUUCUCCAGUCUGUGAUUCUAGAGCCAGAAGUUUUAGCAAAGUCAGCACCUGAGAUGCGUGACACCUUGCCAUUUCAACGUAUCAUAGCACUGUCAAAGAGCCGCAACGCAGAGCUGCAAACACUGGCGCAAGAACUGCUUGAAGACCUCAAAAUCCUAGAGUGUGAAGUGUAGAGACAUAGUCAUUGGAGUAUUAUGACAUCAAUUGUUUACUUUUUCCCCAUAUUUUUAUGCUGCAAGGGUAUGCAAAAUAUUAUUGCAGAUUAAAAAUAUACAUAUUGAGUAAUUAGGAGAGAUGGACUUGGAUUGAAUCAUUUCAAUCUGUCUAGUUACCUGUAUCAGAAUCCCUGCCUGAAGCCAGAUAACCCAAUCCAAAUAAUAUUUGGAAAAAAAGCAUGUGGUGUUUGUUAGGUGCCUGAACAUAAUCCUAGAAGAGCUCCCAGAAGAAUGACAGGUUUAAUUUAUUUCAUAGGGUUUUGUUGGUAACGUGUUUCAAAAGUGACCCAAACCAUCUGACCCGUUGGUGAUACAUCAGGAAUAAAAUAAUCAUCUGAACUAUAUCUUUAUUUUCAAGGAUAGCCCCAACCUUUCUGGUCCCGUUCAGCCCAUCUCUAAUAAUUAGUAUGCUAAAAGUAAACUUUGAUGCUUUUUAUAACUCUAGUGUUUCAGAAGACAUAAGAAAUUUCAUUUUUAUUACUAUUUCUUUUCUCUGUCCUUUCUAAUCAACGACAAUUGGAGUUGUGUGGAGUGUAUUAGAUUCUGCUUUAGAAUUUUUCAUUCAAAUUCAGUGGAGGUGCUAGAGAACUGAGUUUGCAGCUGCCGUGAAUAAUAGCCACUGAGCUUCCCAUAGGCCCUGCAGAAGGGAAAAGAUUGCUGUGGUCUCAGUAUACCUAGUUCCAUAGCCAAAGAGGCUAAAAUUAAUUACUGCUCUGUCAUGAGCACUGGUGUAUUUAUUUGAAAUUCUCAUUAUUUAUUAGGGCUAAGCUUGCUUUCCUCAAUUAAAAAAACCCCAAACCGGCUAUAUUAUAUACUUUGUAAUGCUGUGAUUUAUGUCUGUAAUAACGCUGUCAUUUCCAGUUUUCUUGUGUUUGUAACAUAGCUUGCAAUGUGACAAUGUUGGAGACAGUGACAGAGAAGAUAUACUUUUAUAGAAACAACAACUUCCUUUUACCCACUGGUGUUAUGGUUCUUCACCAGUGAAGCCCAUUGUCUGUGCAGAAGACUCAGAACACAAUCUUCUGAAAUCAAUUUUAGCCAGUUUUGUUGUUGUGUCUUGCAUCUGCAUCAUGCGGCAGCAUUUUUUUGUUAUUCAAAUAGCACAAGACAAAAACCAAUGACAAGCUUAGAAGUUCCAUCCCUGUUCAGCAAAGCACUCAACAUAGGCUUAACUUUGAUUUGGGAUUUAAGCACAGGCUAAAAGUUAAGCACACAUUUAAGUGAUUUGCUAAAGUGGGGCCUCAGUGCCACUGAACUCGUUGAUGACACAUUGCCACAUAAUUGGUUACAUGAAAUCAAGUGCAAGUCCAGUCAAAUACAUAAAAAGAAUCCUGUAGCAGCUACUUUUUAAUAUAUAUACAAAGUUGUUCUGCUUAGGGUGGAGUCGUUAGAAUAAAUGCAUUUUGUCCCUUACUUAGCUAUUAUGGCUAAUGGGUCGUUUUACAGCUGAGGAACUGUAAAAUGCAUUAGAUAAAGACAUAGUUGCACGAGCUGCCGUGAAAAGGGGUUUCGCACAAUGCUACAAAUAUUCAAUGCUAGAAAAUUUAGUAGAAAUGGAUGUAAAGCUCCUCAUUGCAGAAAUUUGCCAAUAUACUAAAAAAUUCAAUUGAUCCUAAUUAGCACUGAAUGAAAAAAAUACAAUAUAUAAACUUCCCAGAAUACAGGCCAUAAAUCAAAGGGUUAUCACAAAAUAUGAGACUGAUACCACAAAUGAGGUUAGAUAGGGGUGGGUAAAAGAAAGAGAUGAGGAGCACUUAGUGGGAGUCAUACUAUUUCUGAUCCAAGAAUAUACAAUACUCACUAUGUGUAGAUGUUAGAGUAAAAUCUCAUAAGUAUUAAAAUACAUUUUCUUUGGAUUUGUUUUCUUACCUUGACCAAACCCCAUCCCAUGAUGAAAUCAAAAUGGUGAUAGCCUGUAAUUUCCUGGACUAUCAACUCAAGAAAGUGUUUCAUUUUAAAGUAUAGUAAAAGGCAAAAAACAAAGUCUAAUCAGAUACUGUACUUAUCAACUGAGGGGUGUUCUCCCAUUAACGUUUUUAAUCAAACCAUUGGAAGCCAGUAAGCAACAGAAAAAAAAAGUGUGUGUGAGUGUGUGCGCAUAGGCACGCACAGCACUUCCAUCCACAUUGGAGGCUUUGGUAAAAACCUUACAACUUUAUCUUAUGGUACCUAGUGUUACUAAAGCUGGGAGCUCACCAUUUGAAGCACUGUGUCAGUUACACCUGCUCUGAAUUGAAUGUUUUUGUAGUGAACAGUCUUCAUUUAGUGCCUUGAUUCAUCUCCAUGUGACCAGUACUGGAAAUUAAGCAGUUAAUCUGAUAGUGAGCAUCAGUACAUCUCCCAGCUCCUUUUCUCCAAGAUUUAACUUGCUGGGGCUAUGGUCCCUCAUAGUCAGACGUAAUGCUAUGGAGCCACCAACUUUGAGGAAAUACCCGUUUAGUUUUAAAAGUUUAAUUAUGCUAUUUUAAUAAAUAAGUAAAAGUAUAGCUGGCUCUGUAAAACUCACUGAAUCUUCUGAAACACUUGAAUUAUGAAAAACUCCAGAAACAAUGAUAAAACAGAUAACGUUUUAAGAUCGCUAUUACAUUUUUAAACAAGUUGUUUUUAUUGAAGCGUUCAACCUGUUUAUUACAGUUCUUAGUGAAGUUGUUGUUCAUUACUUGGUUUUAUGCAAAAGAAAAGGUAUUUUGUUUGGGUUUUGUUGGUGCAAAGGAAAUGAUAGUUCAGUAUAUUGCUUUUUUCAGUUCACACAAAAAAGUUUCAAAGACUCAAAAGGACUGAACUAUUUUGAAGUCAGAGGAACCUGUUUUAAAUUUUGUUUUUCAUGGAAGCCUUCACUCUGUAAAUAUUGUGGUGCAAUAAAUAGCACCUUACUAACUGUAGUGCUUAUCAAUAGCUUUAUAUCUUGUUGCUGUCUUUUUCUUCCUGUAUCCCAGAUUCAGUAGGCCCAGGAGUCAACCUCCUUCUCCAGAUUGCUGAGACCUUGAAGCAAUCUGUUACUGGUUACAUUUAAUAGAACCUUUUGUAGUGGGAGUAAAGUCUGAUGACUUCCAAACACAGAUCAUCUGACACACCCUAGUUCUAGUUGUUUUCGGUUUUGAUGUCCAUUUCACUAGUUAAUAAAAUAGGGCAAACAGUUUAUCUUAUCUAGUGUUACUAAAGAUGGGAGCUCAUCAUUUGAAGCACUGUGUCAGCUACACCUGCACUGAAUUGAAUGUUUUUGUAGUGAAUAGCCUUUAUUUAGUGUGUUGAUUUAUCUACAUGUGACCAGUACUGGAAAUUAAGUAGUUAGAUUAUUGUGCCUCCCCCACCCCCCAAAAAAUUAUACAUUUUAGGGAGUUUAUAAAUAAGGGAAAGAAGCUGGCUUUAUUGAAAUAAAUGGAUGUUACUCAAAGGACUUUGAAGUGUGUGCCAUUUUUUUCUUAAUUUAAAAAGAGGAACAUAGAUGAUAAUAUAGUUCAUAUUAUGUAAUAGCAACAUCUUUUAGUGCUACUGUAAUUAAAGAUCUGUCAAGUUAUGCAUUAUAAAUCUCUGGUUUUAUUUUCUUGUAAACCUUUCCUCUAUUCUGAAACUUCAGGCUGUUGGAGAUUUUAGUUGUU
Caretta caretta (loggerhead turtle) is the source of this 4702-nucleotide messenger RNA. It is a transcript of the gene HSF2BP, whose product is annotated as heat shock transcription factor 2 binding protein. Lineage: Eukaryota; Metazoa; Chordata; Testudines; Cheloniidae. The record is from RefSeq and is a predicted model, not a curated record. Gene Ontology annotation, cellular component: cytosol.